Molecule: messenger RNA, 1641 nt
Organism: Cladophialophora yegresii CBS 114405
Lineage: Eukaryota; Fungi; Ascomycota; Eurotiomycetes; Chaetothyriales; Herpotrichiellaceae
Exons: 3
Coding region: 1-1641 (546 amino acids)
Cellular component (GO): nucleus
Molecular function (GO): DNA binding
Source: RefSeq, a predicted model, not a curated record
AUGCCUCAGGAGCACCAGGACUCACACCACUCUGGCUUCAGCCAGAGCAACUGGAUGGGCGUCCCAGGUGGCUACUCCUCGAGCCCUCAGACUACCAUGUCGCCGAUGCACGAAUUCCCGCAGUUUGACUAUCACCACACCGCGCCGAUGCCGAUGGAACCGGCGGCAUAUGCCAUGCCACGGCCUGGACCAUUUGCUGCGUCGCACGCACAAAUGCCGCCGCCUCUAAUCAUGCCUCACAGCGGGUUAUGGCCCAGUAUGCUAGCGAGCCAACCCCAGCCGAGUUACACCACUCCCCUUCUACCUGCUGGACCGUUGCAAACCCCGUUGUCGGCAAGCACAGCGUCAGACAUGACGCCAACGAGUGCCAAAACGACCACAUCUCGGCGCAAGUUGACUGACGAUGAACGCCGUCAGAUGUGUAUCGAAGCAGAGCAGAACCCAACCAUGAAGCAGACUCAAAUUGGAGCUAAGUUCAAUGUAGAGAGGAGCACGGUGUCAAAGAUCCUUCGCCAGCGCGACAAGUACAUGAAUCCGCAGCCGAAGGAGGAGAGUGCCAGCCCGGGCAAGAAGUCCAAGGCGAAACUGCCGGACUUUGAGAAGACCCUCACAAACUGGGUCAAAAACCAGCAAAGGAAAGGGCUAGCUUUCACAGAUGAGGAUCUUAGGAAACAGGCAAAAGUAUUCUCGUUCAGCAGGAGUGAUCAAGCAGUAGUCUCAAGCACCGACUGGCUUGAGAAAUUCAAGCGCAAGAACCGCCUCGUCGCAACGAAGACGGACGCUGAUUCCGCGCUGUUGGACUCCAGCACAACCUCGCUCACACAGACCCCGCUUGAUGGGUCACCUACAUCCUCUACUGGCCUGGUAUCGCCUCCUAUGUCAGCCAUCAAAGAAGACGAGGAUGAAUCUGGCGUCAAAAUUGAAAGCAACCAGGACUUUUUUGAUUUCGGAGAGGGGAAGAGGGCCUUCGAUGAUUCCUCGGUCAUGGACGGAGAAUUCAAGGAUCAUGCAGGAGAAGCAACCGCAGAAUCGGGUUUAUCUCCCAGGUCCCCCCGCCAGGGGAGCACAGAUCAGGAUGACAUGGAGCUACUCGAAGGUGUAGAAGAGGCAUUCGGAGCUACAAGUCGCCACCGGAGUCAAACUUUUUCCCACGCCCCGAGUCACACAACUGGAUCGCGGCCGUCUUCACCGCGCAACAGCCGUCAAGCACUGCCCGUGCGCUCCUUGACGACCACGGCGGCGACCGCUGGGCCGGAAGAGCCUCGUCCAACUGCCAUUGAUCCUCGACAGAUGAUGAAACGACACAAGAGCGUCCCCGACAUCCAUUACCCGGAUCAAGUACGCUUUUCGUCCAUGCAGCCACCCCCACUGCCUCGGUCUGCCGAUGCCUCGCCUGUCAGUGUGCCAGCUUCACCGGCGGAAGACGAAAACAUCCGAGCAUUGCAUGCUAUCAAAACGCUCCUUGAGCAGAAUCCAACUGUGGCGGAGCCGGAUGACUACCUAGCCAUUGGGAAAUUGAUGCAGAAGAUGAAGCUGCUUCGUCCAGCUGCGCCAAUGCUGCCCGGUGGUAUGCACCCAAUCGACAUUAUGGACAGUCCUCGCAUCUCCAAGAAGAGGACCAUACUCGGGAUUUCGACAUAG